Molecule: messenger RNA, 459 nt
Organism: Balearica regulorum gibbericeps (East African grey crowned-crane)
Lineage: Eukaryota; Metazoa; Chordata; Aves; Gruiformes; Gruidae
Source: RefSeq, a predicted model, not a curated record
AUCACUGUAAAAGACAUUGAAGACUUUGAAAAGAGCUAUAAAGAUUCAGAAGAAGAGCUAGCUGAUAUUAAAGCGGCAUAUAUGGAUUUUGAGGGUGACAUGGACAGAAUAAUGGAGUCUGUGUUGUGUGCGGACUAUACAGAUGAACCAAGAAUACGGAAAAUCAUAGAAAAAGCCAUCGAUUCUGGAGAAGUCCCAUCUUACCAAUGUUUUGUAAAAGAGUCUAAGCAGAAAAUGAUCGCAAGAAAAAGGCGGGCAGAAAAAGAAGCUAGAGAAGCAGAAAAGACUAAGGAUGAACUGGGCCUUGGUGGAGAAGAUGACUUGAAAGCGCUGAUUCAAAGCAGAAAUAAAGAUCGAAAGAAGGAAAUGGAUGACUUUUUGGCCCAACUGGAAGCAAAAUAUGGGAAUAAUGCUAAAAAAGGAGGAAAGAAGACUGUGGCCAAGAAAGGAAAGAAAUAA